GUUUCUUUUAUGGAAAAUCAUUUGAAUUUUCUAAUCUUUCACAAUGUACACAUUUUCGUAUGAAGAAUAUUUUUAAGAUGUUAAUUCGAUGUUUAAUAUUUGGCCUUGGUUUUGGUGACGAAAAUGAACGGCCGUUCAGUGGGGUUCUUCUGUAUAUAAGUGUUAUUAACGAUCUACCAGAUUAGUGAUAUCAGCUCGAGAUAAUAAUGAAGACAUUUGUGAUUGUAUUGGCUUUUGCCAUCGGGAGUUAUGCGCGUCCUGAUGUUUCUCAUUUGCCUACUGGCAGCUAUUUACCGUCUGGGUCCGGACUACAAAGUAACAUAGAUUACAGUUCGGGAAGUAACUUUGGUGUAAGCUCAGAAUUCGGCCCCCAUGGCGGAUACAACAACAUCCCCCAAGAGCAAAAGCAUAUCUAUUUUUUCGCCGCUCCGGGUGAAGAACACCUCGCUCGUACUCGCAUCAACGUCGUCCCAAGCUCACAGAAGAACACGAAGAUAAUAUUCAUCAAAGCACCAACUUAUGCAGCCAUCCAGCCCGAAGUUAUCGCACCUCCAUCGAUAUCUGAAGAUAAAACCCUGGUCUACGUCCUGCUCAAAAAACCAGAAGCAGCAGGCCAACUCACCAUCCCAGUCAGUUCUUCACUCAAACAGUCUAAACCCGAAGUGUACUUCAUUAAGUACAAAUCUCAACAUGACGCCGCGUCCGCCAUACACAACGGACUUGGCGGGCAACCCGUAGGAUCCUCAGUCUCCGAAGUUGGAAGCGAGUCGAAUUUUGUCAGAACUUUAGAUUCUGGUGCUCAUCAUGGAGGUACAGAUGGCUCGUUCACUAGUCAAGUAUCCAGUACAACAAAUUUUGGCGGUAGCAGUAUUAGUUCUGGAAGCAAUUUUGGACCUGCUGGAGCUAGCGGCCCGUAUUAAAUUUUAUUAAAAAUUAAAUCAUA
This is a messenger RNA of Photinus pyralis (common eastern firefly), 943 nucleotides long. RefSeq lists its product as uncharacterized. The record is from RefSeq and is a predicted model, not a curated record. The coding region runs from base 207 to 920 and encodes 237 amino acids. Lineage: Eukaryota; Metazoa; Arthropoda; Insecta; Coleoptera; Lampyridae. The transcript has 2 exons.